Aegilops tauschii subsp. strangulata is the source of this 2373-nucleotide messenger RNA. Its product is annotated as U-box domain-containing protein 45. Gene Ontology annotation, molecular function: protein binding. The record is from RefSeq and is a predicted model, not a curated record. Lineage: Eukaryota; Viridiplantae; Streptophyta; Magnoliopsida; Poales; Poaceae.
GCUCCACCAUCCUGCACACCAAGCCUGAUCAAAUACUUUGAAGUUUAACUCGCUCGCAGAUCGAUUCGUCUGCAAAUGACCUGGUGCCGCAUUUUUUAACACAAUUUUUAGUCACCUCCUCGAUGGCCCCCCACUGCAAAAUCCAACUGUAAAUCCAGCAUUGAUGGCGUCCAGUUUUUAAUUGCUCCCUCCAUUUUUUAUCCUGGCUGCGUGGGCCCGCCCUGUCAGUCCUCGGUGACCACCUUGCCUUUCACACGGACGGAGUAUAAACCCUCUCUGUUACUACGCCGCGCCGCGCCACGGCUUCCGCUGCACGCCAUUACCGAAGCGCCCCCUCCUUCGCCAAGUGUCCCCCUCCCUCCUCCGGCCAAUGUGACUUGCUGUCGAAGCCGCGGUAGGGGAAGGAGCGAUGGUGGUCAGGUGCGUGCACGCCGAUGCGGGUGGCUUCCGGCUCUGGCCGGUCUUCUCGGCCGCCACCAUGCGGAGGAAGCUUCUUGAGGUGCUGACGUGCGGCGGCGGCGGCGGUUCUUGUCGCGGCCGGACGUCCUUCCGGUCGCCCCAGCCGCGCGCGCAGUCGCAGCCGAGGCCGCGGUCCGACCGCCUCGCGGAGCUGCUCAGGGCGGAGCCGUCCGAGUGCGGCGACGACGAGGGCGAGGCUGACGCGGCCGCCAGGAAGUCGGCGGCGCUGGAGGAGCUCAAGGUCGUGGUCGCCGCCCUUCAGGAUGGAGAGGGAGACGUUGCCGGCGGCGUCUCGUGGCGUGUCGAGGCGGCCACGGUCGUGCGGAGGAAGGCCAAGGACGACGCCAUGGCCAGGGAGAUGCUCGCGAUGCUCGGCGCCAUCCCGCCGCUCGUCGCCAUGCUCGACCAGGGUGGAGGCGGCGAGGAGCUCCUGGCCGCCGCGCUGUACGCGCUCCUCAACAUGGGGAUCGGCAAUGACACGAACAAGGCCGCGAUCGUCCAGGCCGGCGCCGUGCACAAGAUGCUCCGCAUUGCCGAGGGCGCGUCCGGCGCUCUGACGGGGGCGCUCGUCGCCAACUUCCUCUGCCUCAGCGCGCUGGACGCGAACAAGCCCAUCAUCGGCGCCUCCGGGGCCGCGCCCUUCCUCGUGCGCGCGUUCGAGGCCGCGGCCACGGAGCAGGUCCGGCACGACGCCCUGCGCGCGCUGCUCAACCUCUCCAUCGCGCCGGCGAACGCGCCGCACCUGCUGUCCGCGGGGCUCGCGCCGUCGCUGAUCGCCGCCAUCGGGGGCAUGUCAGCGUCGGACCGCGCCCUCGCCGCGCUCUGCAACGUCGUGGCCGCCUGCCCCGAGGGCCGGCGCGCGGUGAGCCGCGCCCCGGACGCGGUGCCGGUGCUCGUGGACGUGCUCAACUGGUCCGACGACGCCGGGUGCCAGGAGAAGGCCGCGUACGUGCUGAUGGUGCUGGCGCACCGGAGCUACGGCGACCGCGCGGCCAUGGCGGAGGCCGGCGCCACGUCGGCGCUGCUGGAGCUGACGCUGGUGGGCACGGCGCUGGCGCAGAAGCGCGCGUCGAGGAUCCUGGAGAUCCUGCGCGCCGACAAGGGCAAGCAGGUGGCGGACGCGUCCGGCGUCGUGGCCACGGUGUCGGCGCCGCAGGAGCGCGGCGGCGGCGGAGGGCGGUGCCAGGAGGAGGAGGAGGCGGAGGCAGAGGGGGAGGCCUGCUGCAUGAGCAACGAGAAGCGCGCCGUGCGGCAGCUGGUGCAGCAGAGCCUGCAGAGCAACAUGCGGCGGAUCGUGCGGCGCGCGCGGCUCCCGCAGGACCUGGCGCCGCCGGACGGCCUCAAGGCGCUCACCUCCUCCUCCACCUCCAAAAGCCUGCCGUUCUAAGCCCCACCGCAGGAGGAGAGGCGACUUUGUUGCAUGACAGUGGGCAAUGGUGGUGCAAGCGUUGGAGGCCGGGAAUCUCAUCUCUUGGUGCCUGUGGACGGAGUGAUGGGCGAUGCUUGUUUAUGCUCUGCCAUGACGGAGCUCACGUGCUCGGAUGCAUCGGCAGACGGGCGCCGAGAUGUUCUUCUUUCUCCUCCUAAUCGCUUUUGCUUUUGGUGUUUUAACCGCGCUUCUUCCCAGCUUUUGUAUAUGUGAUAGUUCUAGUUAAUUUACUAUUAGUCGUAUACUACACCUAGUGCCUGGUAGUAGUGGUCAGCGUCAGCCAUGGCUUGCUCUUUAAUCUUUACCUGUGUGUGCACAUGACAUGAUCUUUUCUUGGAGUGGGAGAGGGGAGGUGUUUUAGAGGUGGUGGUAGAAAAGAGAGGAUGCAGUGGAGGGUGAUUGAUACAGUGCUACUAUCUUAAUGUUGGACCAUUCAUCAUUCGGUCUUUGCCAGGCUGAAAAACUCCCACGGUCCAUGUGUUUCA